GCCGUCUAACACUGGAGGCAUGGCGUUUGCCAAGAGUGCGGUGCUUUUCAUCUUUACAAUGUCCAUUUGGGGCAUCUCCAUGGGAACCAUUCAUUGGGUGGGCGGCUUCCUCGGUUGGACCACAAUCGCCGUAGGCUUGCCACUCGAUUACAAACUCUGGACAGCAACCAGGAACUUCCAUGUUGGCGAUGUUGUUAUUUUCAAGUACAACAAAAAUUGCAGUGAUGUGGUCCGUGUGACUCACCAGAAUUACAACUCAUGCAAUGCAACAUCUCCGAUUGCGUUCUACUCAUCGGGUUCCGACACCAUCAACCUAACAAAGCCAGGCCACUAUUACUUCAUUUGCAGUCUCCAGGGCCGUUGUCUCGCCGGCCAAAAGGUUAACUUCGAGGCGACUCUACCUCCACCACACUUUUCGUCUUCGGCGUCGGUUGUUCAGUUACCAAAGUCAAGUUCCGUGUUGGGUGAAGCAUUGGAUACCGUGGAACCAAUGCCCGGCAGUGCUCCCGGUCUGAAACCAUUUGACUUCUGCUUGUCUCUCGUUGUCAUCGCGUUCGUGGUGGGUGUUACUGGAAUUUGCACUUACGACAUGGUUGAGUUCCUUGUUUACAAGUGA
Molecule: messenger RNA, 616 nt
Organism: Hibiscus syriacus
Lineage: Eukaryota; Viridiplantae; Streptophyta; Magnoliopsida; Malvales; Malvaceae
Product: mavicyanin-like
Exons: 2
Coding region: 20-616 (198 amino acids)
Cellular component (GO): plasma membrane
Molecular function (GO): electron transfer activity
Source: RefSeq, a predicted model, not a curated record